AUGGCAAUGCCAAACGACGUGUGGGACGAAGUCUCCCAGGAUAUUCCGUCUGUCUCGGAUCCGUUUAUUCAGAAGUACAUGGCUGGCCGCGAAAGUCUCAUCAGUCAAGAAAAGUCGGCGCGCUCAGACACUUCCUUUAGAAAGUCUCUUUCGCCAAUCGCCAGGAGAGCCUGCACCAUCGUCGACCGAAUCCGCAGUCAUGAGCAGAAGACCAUCUGGACGUCAGACGUCGAAGAGCGCAUGGCUCAGAGUAGCCACGAAUGCAUCUUUCCUGGCAUGAUGUUCACGUUUGCCAAGGACCGUAUGGAGGGUACCAACCUGUGGAGGAUUGUCAGAAGGAUGCCCAAAGGUUGCCUCUUGCACUCCCACAUGGAUGCCAUGGUGGACUUUGACUAUCUCCUCGACGUGCUGCUCAGUACCCCUGGACUUCACAUGUCGAGCGACCGGCCGCUCAAGGGCAAGGAUGCUCUGGAGAAUGCUGCCAUGAACUUCCGGUACAAGUCCAAGGAGAGGACUGACGGCUCCCUGUGGGAAGAAUCCUACACGCCCGAAACCUUCAUCUUGCUCACCAAAGAAGCUGAUAAAUUUCCCGACGGCGGGCGCCAAGGAUUUCUCCAUUGGUUGAAAAGCCGCUGCACCUUGUCAACGGCUGACAGCCACGAGCACCAUCACGGUGUCGACGCCAUAUGGCGAAAGUUUGUCAAGUGCUUCGUUGUAGUUGCCACCAUCAUCCACUACGAGCCCAUUUUCCGUGCCUUCCUGCAGCGUUUGAUGAGCCAGCUGAAAUCGGACGGGGUGAACUGGGUUGAGCUCAGAUUUACCUGGCCUCUAGAUUAUUGCCGCGACCGCCAGGAAGAGCCGGAGCAGGAUUACGGCCACAUGUUCAAGGUCAUUGAAGAAGAGCUCGCCAGAUUCAAAGCCUCCACAGAAGGUCAAGGGUUCUGGGGUCUGACAACUAUAUGGACGACGCUGCGGAGUGUCGAUACAAGACCGCUGAUCGAAAACAUGGACCACUGCAUCACGACCAAAAUGGAGUUUCCGCACCUCAUUGCCGGAUAUGACUUGGUUGGCCCAGAGGAUCUUGGAAAGCCGCUGGUGGAUGUGCUGCCAGAGCUUUUUUGGUUCCGGAAACAAUGCGCGCAGGAAGGGGUCAAUAUUCCCUUCUUCUUGCAUGCAGGCGAAACACUAGGUGACGGCAACAGCACCGACUCCAACUUGUUUGAUGCCAUCCUGCUCGGGACAAGACGCAUCGGCCACGCGUAUAGCCUAUACAAACAUCCAUUGCUGAUUGACAUGGUCAAGGAAAAGCGUAUCCUCAUCGAAUCAUGCCCGAUAUCAAACGAAGUGCUCCGUCUUUGCGGCUCGGUGCUAGCUCACCCCCUGCCGGCGCUGCUAGCUCGCGGAGUGGCGUGCUGCCUUUGUAAUGACGACCCAGCCAUGCUCGGCCAGGACACAGCUGGCAUGUCGCACGACUUCUGGCAGGCCCUCCAGGGCUGGGAUAACCUUGGACUCGCUGGCCUGGGAAGUCUGGCCGAGAACAGCGUGAGGUGGGCUGCUUUUGAAGACCAAGAGGCCGCCGCGUGGGCCAAAGAUAUUCGCCAGGCAAGCCUGGGCAGCGGUAUCAAGGCACAGAGGCUGGAGCAGUGGCAAGUUGAGUGGGAGCAGUUUUGUCUGUGGAUCGUGACUGAAUUCGGGGACGAGUUCGACCCUAAAGGAGAGAUUGAGGGAGCCAAUGAUGCUCUUGCCGAGGCAGAGGCAUCAUGA
This is a messenger RNA of Metarhizium album ARSEF 1941, 1764 nucleotides long. RefSeq names its product adenosine deaminase family protein. The transcript has 2 exons. The coding region runs from base 1 to 1764 and encodes 587 amino acids. Gene Ontology annotation, biological process: adenosine catabolic process; inosine biosynthetic process. The record is from RefSeq and is a predicted model, not a curated record. Gene Ontology annotation, molecular function: adenosine deaminase activity. NCBI's taxonomy places the organism in Eukaryota, Fungi, Ascomycota, Sordariomycetes, Hypocreales, Clavicipitaceae.